AAUUACAAUUACAUUUUACAAACUUCCGUCUAGUUUAUUUUCUAAGCAUUUCAUUUAAAUUUAGAAUCUACUGCUGAGGUUGUAUUAUACUUGUUAUAUUUUCAUUUCAGUAGGCUACCUUGUUGUAUUCUGAGUUUUGGGUUUAUUGCUUUGUAUAAUGUUAACUAAUAUUUUCCUUAUAUUUCAGGGAAUCGUUAUUGGUGCCGAAACAAAGAAAAUAUUGUUUUUAGGUGUUAGAAACAAAUUUUGUUAUGUAUGCACCAAAGCAAAAACUGCUAAAAAAGAAACGCCGCCUCAUGAAUGUUUUUUAAAUUACAAUGGUCCAUCAACAGGCAUGGAGAGCAAUGUAAUUGUAGAGGCAUUUAGACAAAGUGAGGCUGAAUAUGGUUUGGUGUAUAAACAUUAUAUCGGAGACGGCGAUAGCAGUGUAUUUGCCAGGAUACAAGAGAAGUGUAGAUAUGGGCGAUUUGUAACGAAAGUGGAAUGUGCCAAUCACAUGACAAGAUGUCUAAGUGACGGUCUUCAUAAAUUAUGUACAAACACGAAAUUCCCUCUGGAAUCGCGGAAGAUUUUAACCUCGGUUCCUGAAGGGAAAACAAUCACUCGGCUGGAGCGAUUAGUGAAAGGGGUCAGAGCGGCAAUCAAACAUGCUGGCCCCACGAGAAGUUUGCAGGACAUCGCCUUAUUAAGGCAAGAUUUGAAGAAUGCUCCGAACCAUGUGUUUGGAGAUCAUAGUGUCUGCAGACAAACAUAUUGUGUUAAUCAGUCAGAUGAAGAGGAAAACAUGUUAAAUAAACUAGACCCUGACUUUAUUACAGAAAUAAGGAAGCUGGUCGACAAACUUGAAAGAAAAGCAGAGACCUUAGUACUGAAUGAAACGACCAAUGCUGCGGAACGAUAUAUGGGGUUGGUCUCUAAGUUUAUCGGAGGCAAAAGGAUUAAUUUCACCGCGAGAGGCUCAUACAAGCGCAGGUGUUUUGCCGCUGGCCUUAGCCAUACUAAAGGACCCAGUUGGCAUCUCAGUCCCUGGAAGAGGUUUCAAGGCCGAAGCCCGGGUGGGAAUUUCAAGAGGAAGAUCCUAGCUAGAGAACGCACACGUGCCAGAAGGGCAUUAAGGUACUCAGUUGAGAAGCCAAAAAAAAGGAAAUCAUCCCAAAUGAACUCCUAUGAUAAGAACUACGGACCGAGUGCUACGGAACCAGAUGUGUCUGAAGAGGAACUAGAGAUAAAAAAGAAAAGUGUUCUAGAACUGCUGGAGCUGGAUGCUAGAGAAAGUGAAAAACUUGAGCAGGAUACAAUUGGACAACACAACAACAGCCUUUGGGAGGAAAAAAGAAAAAAUAGGUUAACUGCUUCGAAAUUUGGGCAAAUCGUAAAACGGAAAGACCAUACACCGUGCCACAACCUGGUCAAGAACCUGCUAUAUCCCAAAAACCUGAACAGUGCAGCAGUUGUUUUUGGAAGACUCCAUGAAAAAGAAGCCAUAUCUAAAUACGAGGAAGAGCACAAUGUUGUUGUCAAAGAAUGCGGCCUAUUUAUUGAUAACGCAUAUCCAUUUUUGGGCGCUUCGCCGGACGGAUUAGUUGGCGACGAAGGACUCGUUGAGGUGAAAUGUUUACCUUCAGUGAAGGCUCCUUUGGUAGAAUGUGUAAAAGAAAAGAAAACCCUCUGCUUAGAAAUAAACAAGGAGGAAAUAAUUAGUCUUAAGAAAAGGCACAAUUAUUUUUUUCAAAUUCAGGGACAGCUAAAUGUGACUGGGAGGAAGUGGUGUGAUCUGAUUGUGUAUACGGCGAUUAAACAAUUGUUUAUCGAAAGGAUCUAUAUUGAUAGUGAGUUAUGGCGUCAAGUAAUGCUUCCUAAACUGAAAAGAUUUUACAUGGACUGCAUGUUGCCUGAAAUUGCGGACAGCAGAAUUGCAAGGGAAAUGAGAGUUAGAGACCCUGACUACAUAAUCAUGGCCCAGGAAAAACGAAAAAAAGUUAAUUAGGCCUUCAAGUUUGUGACUUUUUUAAAGUUUUCAUUA
Macrosteles quadrilineatus (aster leafhopper) is the source of this 2023-nucleotide messenger RNA. RefSeq lists its product as uncharacterized. Lineage: Eukaryota; Metazoa; Arthropoda; Insecta; Hemiptera; Cicadellidae. The record is from RefSeq and is a predicted model, not a curated record. The transcript is spliced from 2 exons. The coding region runs from base 158 to 1987 and encodes 609 amino acids.